ACUGCCCUGGGGAGCCUGGUCAGUGCCCGACCACCCUCUGGGGGAAGAACCUUCUCCUGAUACCCAGCCUAAACCUCCCCUGACUCAGCUUCAUGACAUUUCCUUGAGUCCUGUCACUGGUCCUGAGAAUGAAGUCUGUCUGUCAGCAGGGCACUGAAUGUAGAUGGUUGCUAUUUGACAAAGCUUCCUAUGACCAUGUACUAACUCUGAUUGGAUGUGGCAAAAGUUCAAAAUUGUGACAGAAUUUAAAGUUACUGUAUCUGACAAAAGAGAAAAAAUUGGAACUAGGAACCAGUUCCUAGUUUUGAUAGAUGUAUGCUAGCUGUUUUCAGGUUGGUGGCAGUAAGUUACAUGUGUAAUAUGCUCUACCUGGUUUGUAGCUGUAACUGUGAUGUAUGGAUUAAAAAAAAAAAAAACAAACCACAAAAAAACCCUCAGCCCCUCUCAAGAAACAACAAAACAAUCUCCCCUCUUCCAAGAACUUGUGAAAACAGAAGCAAAUAAUGCAGUGAUAUAAGAUACACACUUUUGUAUUUUUAUUCUUAUAAGGUUAUUUACUGGCUCUUGUUGGCCUCUAGUUCAGUCUGUGUUAUUUAAAUUCUAAUAUAUGAAUUAUUUGGAUUGAAUUCAUGUUCGGGGCCAUGGUGUUGUAUGUAUUGAUGUACAGCCUUGAAUGUGAAUAAUUAUUGUAAACUAUAUUUUACACCUUUUUUCUGGCUUUAUUAUAUAAAUUUUCUAUCGGUCGAUGAUUUAAUCAUAUCUCAUAAUUUAAUGACUGUUUAUUCUCCUCUCGACAGAUCUCUGUGCUGUAGAUGUGUAGUUAGUGACUGGAUGACGGAUUUCACAUAUGCUUGGUAGUCUGUAAUAAAGGCAUGUAGGGUCCUGCGCAGCCUCCGCCUCUUCCUUCCGGUGGGUCGGGGUGGGGACAGGGGUGGACUCGGGGCUCGGGGGCCGGGCCGGGGCCUCUCCCCGGAGAGAGGGAGCAGGGAGCGGCUCCAGCGGGCGCUUCCGGGGGGCGGCGCGCCCGGGGCUGGGCCGGCGGGGCGGCCCCUUCCGGCGGCGGCGAGGAUGGCGGCGGAGAACCACUGCGAGUUCGCGGUGCCCGUGGCCGGCGGCCUCGGCGCGGGCGGGCCCUGCCGCCGCUGCAGCUCCGCGCCGCCGCCCGGCGCCGGGCCCGGCAAGUGGGUGCGGCUGAACGUGGGGGGCACCUGCUUCCUGACCACUCGGCAGACGCUCUGCAGGGACCCCAAGUCCUUCCUCUUCCGCCUCUGCCAGGCCGAUCCCGACCUGGACUCGGACAAGGAUGAAACAGGUGCCUAUUUAAUAGACAGAGACCCAACAUACUUCGGGCCAGUGCUGAACUAUCUGAGACAUGGGAAACUGGUUAUUAACAAGGACCUAGCUGAGGAAGGUGUACUGGAAGAGGCUGAAUUCUACAAUAUCACAUCACUAAUAAAACUGGUAAAGGACAAAAUAAGGGAAAGAGACAGCAAAAUCUCACAGGUGCCAGUCAAACACGUAUACAGAGUGCUGCAGUGCCAGGAAGAGGAACUCACUCAAAUGGUUUCCACAAUGUCCGAUGGCUGGAAAUUUGAGCAGCUUGUCAGUAUAGGUUCCCAGUACAGCUGUGGCCGGGCUCAGCAGUCAGAGUAUCUGCUGAUAGUGUCACGGGAAGUGAAAGGGGAAGAGAGAUGCUUCCAGAAAUGCUGCAGUGAGCUGGUCAGUAUUGGUUCUUCCUAUAACUAUGGCAAUGAAGAUCAGGCUGAAUUUCUGUGUGUUGUCUCAAAGGAAUUGCAUAACACUCCAUAUGGCACAACCAGUGAACCCAGUGAAAAAGCAAAGAGUGAGGAUGAAGAAACGGAUUACGAUAUGAAUGACUCAGAUUAAGUGUAAAUGUCAUGGUGAGCACUAGCUGCCCUAGGAUUUUAACCAGAUGCUUUUCUGCCCCAUCAGUUCCCACCCCCACUAGUGCUGUCUUUUGGCUAGUCCUGGUGGUGUGUGUGUUUGUGAUUAUAGUUGUAGCAUGGUUAGCAAAGGUAGACUUCCUGUUCUGGAUUAUUGCUGCUUUGACAGAGUAAUAAGUGUUGCUUUUACAAACUGUCUUGUGAUUCGUUCCUUUAAAGCUUUGCUGAGAAGGAAAGUUCUUCAUAUAGACUGUAGGGUCAGAAUUGCUUUUCAUUUUUAUUUCACAUACACCACCUUUUCUGCCUAAUGGGUUUUUUAUAUGUAGAGGCAUCUGAUACAGACUCACAGUAUACAUUUUCAGUAAAUGUUUGAUUUGGCAAUAAUUUAGCAAACUUGCCUGAAGUACAGUGUAGUCCAAAGGUGAUCUUAUCUGAUAAUUUUGAAAUUAAUAAUUUUUUUAAUUGAGAUAUAGCAAAUACAAGUAAAUAGUAUGAUUGUGGUGCAACAGGAAACAACUCUCUGGGGAGGGAUUCUUUCCACUGUUGUUUGACAUCUGAUACAAGAUCAAGGUACUUUAAAAGUCACAAGUAGAAGAGCACAAAAAAACUUGCAUCUGAAAGAACCUUUUCCUAACGUGUCUGCAAGCACUGCUCAUAUUUAUUGUGCUCUCCAGUGUCUAGAAGAUAGCAUACCAUUGAAUGUUUAGUGGUACAGUGUGGGUAGUCACAUGAACCUGUAUAAAUCAAAGAUAUUUAUCAUUGCAGGAGAUUAAACUUCAGCUUCUCACCUAAACACCUGAAUUUUUUAGCUGUAAAGCAGCCUUAUAUUUAUCUCUGAAGUUUGGAUAAUGUUCCCAAGUAUAUGAUGUGAUUCCUGAGGUUUUCCUGUGCAGGGCCAGGAUCAUCACUUGAUGAUCCUUGUGUGUCCCUUCCAACUCAGGAUAUGCUAUCAAUCUGUGAUUCUGUGAAGUUGCUUCACAUGGCUGAAGAAAAACCUACAUUGUUUUCUUAAGUGAUGCUAACAGAAACUACUGCUACAGUAGAACAAGACCUUUUGCCAAGUCUUUAGGAAUGGCUGAAGGGAAUUAAUCAAAUCUGAAGCUUUAUUGAAAAAAAAGUAAACUGGCACUAUGCUGGAAUCAAAUGUAAUAUUCUUAAGCUGCCUGAGAGGCAAACAUUCCUUAAAACACUGUUCUAGCAGCAGCACCUUUGUUUUCAGUGGGAGGAAAUAGUUCUCACGUUCUGCUUCCCUAAGAAGCAAUCACACUCGGGCCUCUAGAAUUUGAGAGUUCAUUCAGCAUUGUUUAGAAUGUAUAAGUCAACUUUGGAUCUGGUGCACCUGUAGGGAAAACAGAACAGAAAUAUGAAAACUAGGGUUGGGACAG
Corapipo altera (White-ruffed manakin) is the source of this 3289-nucleotide messenger RNA. It is a transcript of the gene KCTD5, whose product is annotated as potassium channel tetramerization domain containing 5. Gene Ontology annotation, cellular component: Cul3-RING ubiquitin ligase complex; cytoplasm. The coding region runs from base 1069 to 1887 and encodes 272 amino acids. NCBI's taxonomy places the organism in Eukaryota, Metazoa, Chordata, Aves, Passeriformes, Pipridae. The transcript has 7 exons. Gene Ontology annotation, biological process: proteasome-mediated ubiquitin-dependent protein catabolic process; protein homooligomerization. Gene Ontology annotation, molecular function: cullin family protein binding. The record is from RefSeq and is a predicted model, not a curated record.